AUGGACCGGGAUGCUCUUUGUCAACACACCCCACGAACUCCACCUGCUUCGCACAACGCUGUGAUGAGCCUUGUCCAGACACCCAAUUUCACGUCAGGCUUUUGGGUCUGCCCGGCCCCUAACACGGUCUACGUUCCCGCCAACGAUACCCACAGGAAUUGCACGACGGCCCAGCAUACUCCUAUCUCAGGAAAUGUCGAUAUAGAUGGAACCGCGGUGGCUGUUGGUACCGUUGUGACGAGUCUGUACUUGCUCGCUACUGCAUCACCAUUCACCAUCCUUCUUCUCAUCUGCGCGAUCGACGAUCUUCUAAGCCGUUCAAUCGACGAUUGUUCCGGGGGCACGAACUUCAUCUUUCGCCGAAUAAAGGGCACACUCUCAAGGCGAAUUAUCUCGCUCUUGUCCAUAACCUUUCCCGUUCUGUGGCUUUCACUCAGCCUUAUUCAGUCGUUGUCGUCCGAAGCCUAUCUGGACAGCUACCUAUGCAGGGAUACUGCCUUCAAGGAAUGGCUUGAAAACAGUUUCAGUUAUCUGGUUGGGCUCCCUCCGCCAUUGGACUAUCCGUGGCAAAUAGUAUUGCUUGCUUGCCUCGCGGUUGAGUUUGGCCUGUCAUUUCUGCACGCUUAUAAGUUCUACAGUACCACGAUUUCGGAAGCACAUACAUGGAUUCUCUAUAUGUUUGCCUUGGCCCUUCAUGCCCUCUGGUCAUGGAGUAUCAUCAAACGUGCGAUACUUGCAUCGGGACCGAAAGGUUCUUAUAUUCUGACAUAUGGCCAGGUCGUCACUCUCGGAAUUGUUCUCGGCCCACUCGGCUCGACUAUAUACCUCAUAUGGAAGAGUCGUCGCACUAUCAUAGAGUUUAUAACGGACCUGCCGAAAGGCUGCUGGGACGAGCUUCGGUUCGUGGUGGCGGGAAUUGGCGAUCCUCUCCCAUACAGACUAGCCCCGGAUGAGGAGAGUGCUUUGCAUGCUGCUAGUGCAGAGAACCUUGACGCUUCUUCCGCACCUCUCAUGUCACGAAUCGGUGAAGAUGUUGCGCUCCUACAGUCGGCCACUGUGAAUCCAUCUUCCCACCCUUCGCCAACCGAUCACGAACAAACUCUUAGCCACUCUCGCAGCCAUCCUCCCCUUCCACAAACUCACACGACUACACCGACUCUCGAAACUUACGGGACAAUUGCUGAUGGAGUUGACCAGCGUCCUCAACCCAUCAAUUCUCUCCCAUCAUUUUCAUAUGACCUUCCACAUAACACAGCCGGCUCUUCGCGCUUACUCCUUGCCGAGGACAAUAGACCAAGGCGACAUAUGACAGAACCCGUUUCACCGCACGCUCAUAGAGAACCAUUGUCGCUUGCACCCGUAGAUUCACUCCCAGACAACGAGCAUCCUUAUUUUCGUCACCGAGGAAAUCCACCACGCCCAUCCACGCUCAAUACGCCCAGUGUCGGACGCGAUCUCCCUCCCCAACUUCUAUCUCCUUCCACCUCCAUACGGCAACUUCUUGCAUCCCCAAUGGUGCGAGAACGCCGUACACUCACGGAUUCACCUCCACCAAUGGACCCGAGCACACCGUCCUCUGCUUAUCCCCCUUACGCCAUCGAGUCGCAUGAUGACAACAGCGGAAGAAUCAGUUCUUUACUUCCUCCACUCGAUCUCGGCCCUCGCGACCUUCAAAUUCGAGUGGACUCGAGUUCACGCAUGUCCUCCCUCUCGAUAACCAGAUUCGAGCAGAGCGCAGGGUCGCCCGUUGUUGCUCACAAACGUAUCCCGUUUCACUCCGAGUCUAUCUCUCAGACAUCUCUCGUACCGGUAGAAGGAGAUCCCAUACGAAAUAUCUAA
Molecule: messenger RNA, 1839 nt
Organism: Stereum hirsutum FP-91666 SS1
Lineage: Eukaryota; Fungi; Basidiomycota; Agaricomycetes; Russulales; Stereaceae
Exons: 5
Coding region: 1-1839 (612 amino acids)
Source: RefSeq, a predicted model, not a curated record